Rhagoletis pomonella (apple maggot) is the source of this 1692-nucleotide messenger RNA. RefSeq lists its product as uncharacterized. Lineage: Eukaryota; Metazoa; Arthropoda; Insecta; Diptera; Tephritidae. The transcript is spliced from 4 exons. The coding region runs from base 1 to 1692 and encodes 563 amino acids. The record is from RefSeq and is a predicted model, not a curated record.
AUGGCCGAUAAAUGUCAAUACAAAGAAGUGACUUGUCACUUUUGCAAAAAGAAGGGCCAUUUACAGAAGAUGUGUUUACAACGUAAAAAGAAAUCAUUAAAUAUGAUAAGUGCGGACGUCAAAGCAAAACAGGAAUGCACGGUGGAAGAUUUGUUUCAAUUGGACCUUCCCAAAGCAAAAGGUUCACGUGAUAAAGUGUUUUGCAAACUUAAUGCGAACAACAAAAAUAUUGAGUUGGAAAUCGACACGGGAUCACCUGUAAAACUCAUAAACGUAGAUGACGCCAAGAAAUACUUCCCAAAAGAACGUGUAAAAACUACGGACACCGAGUUAUACAGUUACUGCAAAACAAAGCUAGAUUGCCUUGGUUACAUUUGGGUCAGCGUGAAUGAUAGCAAAGCAGAAAAUGCAAAAAUUUACAGUGCGAUCCGAUCGCAAGCCUUUGUGGGGCCCAAGCUGAACGAAAUUUUGCAGAAAUUUCCACAAUUGUUUUCAGAAGGAACUGGCAAAAUCGUUGGUCAUCAAGCUAAACUUUACCUCAAAAACAACGUACCACCGAAGUUCGUGAAAGCAAGCCGUGUACCUUUCCCUUUACUGAAGGCAGUGGAAGACGAAAUCGCAGGGCAGGUGCAGGAAGGCAUACUUGUGAAGGUGGAUACAUCGGAGUGGGCUACGCCAAUUGUUGCGGUCCCAAAGCGCGGAGGGGCCGUAAGAAUUUGUGGUGACUACAAAGUCACACUGAAACCUGCCUUAGUGGUCGACGAACAUCUGCUUCCCACUAUUGACGAACUUUUUAGUGCCAUGGCGGACGGCGAAAAGUUUUCUAAAAUUGAUAUGUCUAAUGCAUACCUACAACCCGAAGUGCAUCCCGACGAUCAACACUUACUUACCCUUAGUACACACAAAGGGCUGUACAAACCAACCCGUUUGAUGUUCGGAGUACCGUGCGCACCAAACGACAUAAAAAUCACAGCGAUCAAUGAUGAAACACAUCUACAACGCAUUGAAGAUGUUUUACGCAGGUUAAAUGAGCACAAUAUGCGCAUCAAUCUGAAGAAGUCAGACUUCUUGCGAGACCGAAUGGAAUAUUGCGGCUACGAAAUCGAUAAAACCGGCAUUCGCAAGUUACGUAACAAAGUUCUUGCGAUACAGAAUAUGAAACCACCGACUACAAAGGAUGAAUUACGUGCAGUUUUAGUGACUGACAACAAGGCGAUUGCCCAAAUUUUCUCACCACAAAAAGGCUUACCGACGUUAUCAGCUACGCGUAUGCAGCACUACGCAAUAUACUUAGAAGCUUUUAAUUAUGACGUACGAGUUAAGAAAAGCCAAGAGAACGCGAAUGCUGAUGUAUUGUUGCGAUUGCCUUCUUCAGACACGUACCCAGCUAUUGAAGAAGUUGACGUGGUCGAGAUGGAGUUCAUCCAGAAUUUACCAGUGAAAAUCGAUUGUUUGUCCGAAGCCUCAAGCAAGGAUACGGAGGUUGCUAAUUUACUCGGAUGUUUGAAAUACGGAAGAUUUUGCGAACCAAAAGACAGAUUCAGUAUACCAAAAGCUGAAUUCACCUUACAAAAAGGAUGUCUGCUUCAUGGCAUUCGUGUCUACAUACCUAAAAAGCUACGCGACAGGGUUUUGGAGGAAGAACACUUUGGUAUGGCGAAAAUGAAAAUGCUUGCACGCGCCUAUUGCUGA